AUGCAGGGUGUUCUCGGCAGCGGAAAUGUCGGCGUUGACGGUGCUGGUCAUUACUCCAUGGGCGGUGAUCCUUCCGGUGAUAUCUUUGUUAGCCCUGGUGACCCUGCUUUCUGGCUUCACCACGGUAUUUGGUGGAUCUGGAAGAACUUAAACCUCCGCGAGGGUCUAAACACUAUGUCUGAUACUGAUACUUUCUUGGACGCCCCUGCAUCGUCUAACACUACUCUGGACACACUCAUUGAUAUUGGUCACGCUGAUGGCGAGAUGGUCGCCAUGUGGGAUCUUUUGAGCACUAUCUCUGGUCCUUUCUGUUAUAUCUACCGAUAA
Molecule: messenger RNA, 327 nt
Organism: Penicillium digitatum Pd1
Lineage: Eukaryota; Fungi; Ascomycota; Eurotiomycetes; Eurotiales; Aspergillaceae
Product: putative domain, di-copper centre
Molecular function (GO): oxidoreductase activity
Source: RefSeq, a predicted model, not a curated record